UGCUCCUCGCCCCCCGCCCUCCCUGAGCCUGGCCCUGGUCUUUCUCGGAGCCGCCAUGGGCUCGGAGAUGGAUCCGCUGCUCCUGGCCUGGAGCUAUUUUAGGCGCAGGAAGUUCCAGCUCUGCGCCGAUCUGUGCACGCAGAUGCUGGAGAAGUCCCCUUAUGACCAGGAACCAGAUCCAGAAUUGCCAGUGUCUCAGGCAGCCUGGAUUUUAAAAGCACGAGCACUAACUGAAAUGGUGUACAUAGAUGAAAUUGAUGUAGAUCAGGAAGGAAUUGCAGAAACGGUACUGGAUGAAAAUGCUAUUGCUCAGGUUCCACGUCCUGGAACAUCUCUGAAACUCCCUGGAACUAAUCAGACAGGAGGGCCUAGUCCAGCUGUCAGGCCGAUCACUCAAGCUGGAAGACCCAUUACAGGUUUCCUUAGACCCAGCACACAAAGUGGAAGGCCAGGCACUAUGGAACAGGCCAUCAGAACACCCAGAACUGCCUACACAGCUCGCCCUAUUACCAGCUCAUCUGGAAGAUUUGUCAGGCUGGGAACGGCUUCCAUGCUUACAAGUCCUGAUGGACCUUUUAUAAAUUUAUCUAGACUGAAUUUAACAAAAUAUGCCCAGAAACCUAAAUUGGCAAAGGCUUUGUUCGAGUAUAUCUUUCAUCAUGAAAAUGAUGUUAAGACUGCUUUGGAUUUGGCUGCCCUUUCCACAGAGCAUUCUCAGUACAAGGACUGGUGGUGGAAAGUGCAGAUUGGAAAAUGUUACUACAGGUUAGGAAUGUAUCGUGAAGCAGAAAAACAAUUUAAAUCAGCCCUGAAGCAGCAGGAAAUGGUAGAUACAUUUCUCUACUUGGCAAAAGUUUACAUCUCAUUGGAUCAACCUGUGACUGCUUUAAAUCUUUUCAAACAAGGCUUAGAUAAGUUUCCAGGAGAAGUAGCCCUACUUUGUGGAAUUGCCAGGAUCUAUGAGGAAAUGAACAAUAUUUCAUCAGCCACUGAAUACUACAAAGAGGUUUUGAAACAGGACAAUACUCAUGUGGAAGCCAUUGCAUGCAUUGGAAGCAACCAUUUUUACUCUGAUCAACCAGAAGUAGCUCUCCGGUUUUACAGGCGACUCCUGCAGAUGGGUGUCUAUAACUGCCAGCUUUUUAACAACCUGGGGCUCUGUUGCUUCUAUGCCCAGCAGUAUGAUAUGACUCUGACCUCAUUUGAACGUGCCCUUUCUCUGGCUGAAAAUGAAGAAGAGAUAGCUGACGUCUGGUACAACUUGGGACAUGUAGCUGUGGGAAUAGGAGAUACAAAUCUGGCCCAUCAGUGCUUCAGGCUGGCUCUGGUCAACAACAAUAACCACGCAGAGGCCUACAACAACCUGGCCGUGCUGGAGAUGCGGAAGGGCCAUGUCGAACAGGUCUUAGCUUAAUUACCGCCCUUUUAGAAAGACCUGCUUGAACAUCAGUCUAAAGGAGCCCUCAGGUGCUAUCACAUCUCCUACUAUUCUUUUCUUCACAAUACUUAUCAUUUUACUAGAUAUUUUCAUCUUUAUAUGUAAAAUGUAGAAUGCUAGCUGCAUGAAAGCAGGGGCCUUCUGUGUCUUCUAACUGCUAUAUUUUCAGUAUCGAAAACAUUGCCUGACACUCGGUAGGUGCUUAGUAUUGGUGGAAUUAGCGGAUGAUAAAUAAAAUAGGGUAAUAACAGUACUGACCCGAAGGUGUGCUUGUGAAGAUGAGCAGAUUGUGCAUGCAAAGCCCUUGGCGUAGUAAAAGCACAUGAUAGAUGCUUAAUAAAUUUUAUUAUUAUUACUGUUAUUAUUUACAUAACAAGAAGUUUAAAAUGCUGAAUACACUCAUACAAUAUUAAUGGCAAUCAACAUCGAUAGAUAUUACAUUCUCUGUUUUACAGAUGAAGAAACAGACUAGAGGAGGGUAAGUAACUACCCAAGGUCACAGACGUAGUGAGCAGCACGCCAGGAUGUUAACCUCCAGCCUGGUCUCCUAAGCACGUUGAUAAACUUAAUAAAACAAGCAAAGAAACGUCACUGGAUGCUGCCUUUGUUUCACAAAAUUUUCCCAAAGUAAAUAAGAUGGAUUUGUAUUUUUUAAACAAAAACUAACUACUCUAAACUGGGAACUUGUUCUGUCAUAGAACAAGUUCGCCUGUGUCCAUUUGAAGCAAGUGUUCUUUAUGAUUUUCUCUGUUUCCAUGUUGGUGAUUUUCUUUCCCUCCUACUUACUGUAGUUUCUCCAGCAUACAAUUGAUUUGAAAUGUUUUGGUGAAAGGUUUCAUUAUUAUUAAAAAUUAUAGCUCAAUUUAAAAAAAAUAGCAAAUCAUAAAACAAAAUUUAAUAUCCACUAUCCUAUUUAAACUAUUAUUUAUUUUCCAUUAAAAAAAGAUAAAAGAAUUUGUCCUCAGGGUCAUACAUAGAAGAUUGGCUACAAGUUGAAAGGCUGUUCAGCAGCUUGGAAUGCUGAGUUUGUGAUCUUAACAAUGAGUGUACGGGCAUCUCGUGUCUCUCAGUGGUCUCUGCAAUGUGUGAUCCUUUGAGUCUAGAGGGGACAAAAAAAUGAUGUGAAUUUUGUCUUUUGAGUACUUUAGAGAACAGAAAGCUUGUCAUUUUCAGAGGCCUUCAGUUGUCAUUUUCAGGUCAGCAGUAUAAUAAAUGCUUGCUCAGUGUCAUCCAGCACAGAAAUUGGGGAUUUGAAUUUACAGUGGUUUUUUGGUGGUUUUUGUUGUUGCAUUAGAGAACAGGUAAUUAGAAGCCUACUGAAUCAAUCAACAUCAACAAAAACUAGAUUAAUAAGACUUUUUAGCAUUGAGAGCAUUAUUUUUCAGUUGUACAUCAUACUGAAAUAUAAACUUUGUAAGAUCAGUGUUUCUCACAUAACUUUUGGAUUCCAUUAUUUUUUCCAUAUUUUGAAGCAUUUUAUUAUUAAUAUAAUUUUGGCAAGAUAUAGGUAGUUCCUGGUUAUCAGUAAGUUGUAUUUCAUGAGGAAUUCAUCUUAUUUAUUACAGGGUUAUGUUUAUUAAAGUCCUAUCCUGGGUAAAGUAUUCUUUUACCAAAAUAAACAAAAAAAAUCACAAAUACAGUGCUAAUAUAUGCUCAUAUAGCUUUGGUUUCUCUUUUCUUUCCUUUUUUUUUU
Molecule: messenger RNA, 3131 nt
Organism: Globicephala melas (long-finned pilot whale)
Lineage: Eukaryota; Metazoa; Chordata; Mammalia; Artiodactyla; Delphinidae
Gene: TTC8
Product: tetratricopeptide repeat domain 8
Biological process (GO): non-motile cilium assembly
Cellular component (GO): ciliary basal body; BBSome; non-motile cilium
Molecular function (GO): protein binding
Source: RefSeq, a predicted model, not a curated record